This is a messenger RNA of Chaetomium fimeti, 1965 nucleotides long. RefSeq names its product eukaryotic and archaeal DNA primase, large subunit-domain-containing protein. Gene Ontology annotation, cellular component: alpha DNA polymerase:primase complex. The record is from RefSeq and is a predicted model, not a curated record. The transcript has 4 exons. Gene Ontology annotation, biological process: DNA replication, synthesis of primer; DNA replication initiation. Lineage: Eukaryota; Fungi; Ascomycota; Sordariomycetes; Sordariales; Chaetomiaceae. The coding region runs from base 94 to 1605 and encodes 503 amino acids.
GGGACCGUUUUUGCCCGAGUCCAUCCACAUCGGCGACGACCCCAAGCAAGAAUCAAGAGUUCCGUUGGAGACCAAAGCCACGUAGCCUCCACAAUGAACCGCAUCGACAUCAAAAAGCGAAAUGUCGACCACCGAAAGAAGCAGUUCGCGGGUCCUGCGUACAAGGAGACGCAGUAUCCGCACCGCCUAAACUUUUACGCAACACCACCCACCGCCGACAUUACCCUCGAACAGUUUGAGCAAUGGGCGAUAAACAGGCUACGAGUCCUCGCCGAACUCGAAGCAUGUUCCUUCCGCAACAAAACCCCCGCCGAGACGGCCCUGCACAUGAAGCCGCUCCUCGACAAGUACCUCCCGCUAGACGCCACUAGCUCAAACAGCUCGGAGCUGCACCUGCAGCGCCAGCGGGACCACUACAGCCACUUCAUCCUGCGGCUGGCCUUCGCGUCGACCGAGGACCUGCGGCGGCGCUUCGCCCGCGUCGAGACCAUGUUGUUCCGCCUGCGCUUCCAGACGGACGACUCGCGCGAGCGCGCCGCCUUUGUGAGCGGGCUCAACCUCGACUGGGAGCCCGUGUCGGAUGCGGAGAAACGCGAGCUGGCGCCCCAGCUGGCGACUACCAUCGGGUUCGGGUACGGCAAGCGCGCCCAGCAGGUGCUGGACGAGGACUGGUGCAAGGUCGACUGGACGCGCGUGCCUGAUCUAGUGGAGGCGCGCAAGGUGUAUGUCAAGGCGGGCAAGGCGUACGUGCCCGGGAGGGAGCAGCAGAGCAUGGUGUUGAAUGCGUACACGAAGCGGUUGGCGCAGGCGUUAGAGCUCACAGCCCGCGCGCUCCCGCGAUUAGACGAAGACGACCGCCUCGCGCCAAUCCUCGACCACCUCUCCAAGAACUUCGUCGCGCCAGACGCGAGCUACACGGGCUCCGGGGCGGCGAUCGAGGGCGCCGAGAUCACGGCGCGCAACAUGGACAACCUAUCACAGCACUUCCCGAUGUGCAUGACGCACCUGCACCGGUCGCUCCGGCGGGACGCGCACCUCAAGCACUUCGGGCGGCUGCAGUACACGCUCUUCCUCAAGGGCAUCGGGCUCAACCUGGAGGAGUGCCUGGUCUUCUGGCGGUCCGGGUUCAGCAAGAUCACGGACGACACCUUCAACAAGGAGUACCGCUACAACGUGCGGCACGUCUACGGCGACGUCGGCGGCGACUCCAACCGCCGCAGCGGCGGCUACAGCCCCUACAGCUGCCAGAAGAUCCUCACCGAGCACGCCCCGGGGCCCGGCGACGCCCACGGCUGCCCCUACCGCCACUUCUCCCUCGAGAACCUGACCACCCUGCUCCGCGCCUCGGGCGUCGGCGACCGCGCCGUCCUGCAGGGCGUCAAGGAGGAUAAGGACAGCCAGAAGUUUCACAUGGCGUGUAACCGUGUGUUUGAGCAUUUGCACAAGACGGAGAUGAAACGGGCCAAAGAGGAGGGUGUCAUGACGGCGGCGCAGCUCGAGACCAUUGUGCACCCGAACGAGUACUUCAAGCGGAGCUAUCUGCUGAAGAAUAUGGACGGCGGGAAGUCACAAAAGGAGAAGGGGGAUGUCAAGAUGGAAGGGUGAUAGUGAUGGUGAUUGAUGGGAUGGGGAUGGGAUGGGAUGGCUCGGAAGUGAGAGGUGACAAAGUCGUCGAGACCGACCGAAUGGUGGCUCAGGUGGGAGGGUCAGCUGUGUCGGCACCUGACCCCCACCACUUUAUGUUGUGUUGAAAGAGCGUGGGAUGGAUUCGGGAUGGUGGUGUUGUGGUGUCGGAUUUGGUUGGCUUUGGCACCCGUCCCAGGCUGCCGGUGUUGGGCUUUUACAUACAACAUACAGAAUAUAACCGCUGGCAUGUGAAUGCGCAGGGCGUAAGCACGAGGGAAGGGUCAGGCGUUGCCUCACACUUUCAACAAAUGGAACUUAUCAGAUUCCAAUCGGCCUUGG